Molecule: messenger RNA, 456 nt
Organism: Camelina sativa (false flax)
Lineage: Eukaryota; Viridiplantae; Streptophyta; Magnoliopsida; Brassicales; Brassicaceae
Source: RefSeq, a predicted model, not a curated record
UGGGAGGGUAUGAUUCAGGAAAAAUGGGUCACAUUCUUCUUUCCAGGGCUGGCCUACAUUCAAGCUGGGUGUAAGGAAAAGGGUCUUGCUUUGCUUCGUAGGUCAGAGCCUUUGGUUGGUGCUGCCUCCUGCAGAGAUACCAUCUACGGGGGUCUCAUGCUUGCCUAUUGUGCAGAGAACCUGACUAAUGACGUUUACCGUCUCUGGAACUUGGCCAAGGCCUACGGGAUUUCCUUUGACAGCUCCACAUUUUCUCGCAUCAUCACUUCACUUACAAAGACUGGCAAUCUCGAUGAGAUUCUGCAAGACUGGGAUGAGUGUCCCAGUCUUGAUCUCAAGGACUUUGGUUUCCAGAACAGAUGUGCCAAGGAGGAGGCCGAGAAGGUUGUGAAUAUGCUUGGGAAGAAGGAGAGCAAAUGGGAGAGUUUGGCUCACAAGGUACCUAAUUUAGUGGAG